Acanthosepion pharaonis is the source of this 849-nucleotide messenger RNA. The record is from the annotation of a GenBank genome assembly. NCBI's taxonomy places the organism in Eukaryota, Metazoa, Mollusca, Cephalopoda, Sepiida, Sepiidae.
AUGAUUUUUAGUCCUUUUCAUUCCAUCUUUCUUCUCUUCCUCAGGUUUUCGUUGUAUUGUCUUUCUUUCUCGUCCACUUUGCUUUUUUUUUUUUCAACAUCCAUCUUCCACACUUUCCUUCUCCCGUUAAAUAUUACUUAUAUUAAUACUUUUGGUGGUUCUUCUUUCUUUCUUUUUUUCUUUCUUUUUUUUUCGAGAUUAAAAUCCUCACUCUCUCUCUUUCUUGCUUGCUUUCUUUCUGUCCGAUUCUUUCUGCCAUGCGUUUCAUUUUUUUUCCUUUGUUUCCUUUUCGCUCCUUUCUUAAUCUUUUCUAAAAUACGUUCUUACUUUCUUUUUUUUUCUUUCUUUAUUUCUAUUGUUAAAAUUUUCUUUCUUUCUUUCUUUCUUUCUUUCUUUCUUUCCUUCUUUCUUUCUUUCUUUCCUUCUUUCUUUCUUUCUGUCAUCCAUAUCUUUUUUCUUUCUUUUAUUUUCGCAUCUUUCUUAAUUUUUCACGAUACUCUAUAUCUUCUUUCUUUUAUUUUCGCUUCUUUCUUAAUUUUUUUCUUUCUUUCUUUCUUUCUUUCUUUCUUUCUUUCUUUCUUUCUUUCCGAUGUUAAAAUUUUCUUUCUUUCUCUCUUUCUUUCUUUGUAUCAUAUUCAAUCUUCUGAAUCCUCCUCCCUCCUUCAGUUUUCUUCUGGAAAAAAUAUCCUUCCCCUCCUUCUCCUCUUUGUUCCUCCUCCUCAAACCACCAUUUCUUCUUCUCCUUCUCCUCCUCCUUCCUUCUUCUUCUUCUUCUUCUUCUUCUUCUUCUUCUUCUUCUUUCUUUUUCUUCUUCUUCCCUUCAGGACGUUUCUUAUUAAAUUUCGAUGA